This is a messenger RNA of Carassius carassius (crucian carp), 1510 nucleotides long. It is a transcript of the gene dcph1, whose product is annotated as acidic residue methyltransferase 1. The coding region runs from base 155 to 1501 and encodes 448 amino acids. NCBI's taxonomy places the organism in Eukaryota, Metazoa, Chordata, Actinopteri, Cypriniformes, Cyprinidae. Gene Ontology annotation, molecular function: phosphatase activity. Gene Ontology annotation, cellular component: nucleus; cytoplasm. The record is from RefSeq and is a predicted model, not a curated record. The transcript has 5 exons. Gene Ontology annotation, biological process: DNA damage response.
UCGUUGCUGUUCCCACGAUAUGCGAGUAAAUGACACAGACUGUAUUAAAUUAUUUUAUACCUUCACAUUACAUUUUGAAUUGGUCACCGGUCGUUCUCAAAUAAAGUUUGUUGAAAAUCCCUUCUUCUAACGAUAGUCCUUCCUGUUUGCAAAGAUGGAGGCAGAGGGAGUGUUGGUCCCGCUGUCACUGUCUGCUGAGUUUGAGGGGUCCUUUGCUUAUCUGACUGUGAGAGACAGACUCCCAACCAUACUCACAAAAGUGAUAGACACGUUACACCGCAAUAAAGACAAUUUCUUCAAAGAAUAUGGAAAGGAUGGGAUCCAGGCCGAGAAGACGGCCAUCUCCUUCCUGUCCAAACUGAGGAAUGAACUGCUCACAGACAAACCUGUGCUGCCUCUGACUGAUAAUGCGGAGGACUCAGAGGCCUGGAAUGAAUACAUGCGAAGACAGCAGGACCUGAUGGAAGACGGGAGGAUUGUCAGCUGGUUCAAGUCACCAUGGCUCUAUGUGGAGUGUUACAUGUACCGGAGGAUCCAAGAGGCUCUGUAUAUGAACCCACCGAUGGAUAAGUUUGACGUGUUUAAGGAGGGAAAGACGCAAAGCUUCUUUGAAUCUCAACAAGCCAUUAAAACCCUCUGUACAUACCUUCAGGACCUCAUCACUAACAUGGAGAACUUGACUGAGAUUCAGCUGCAAGACAACUUUCUCAAGUUACUCCAGGUCUCUCUGUGGGGAAACAAGUGUGAUCUGUCCAUCUCUGCCGGCCAGGACAACUCUCAAAAGUCCAGUCCCAUCGAUUCUCUUCCUGAUCUCCAGCGCUUCAUCCUAGUGGAUGACUCCAGCAUGGUUUGGUCAACGCUGGUUGCUGCUCAAGGAGUCGGAUCCUCUGGGAUGAAGCAUGCCAGAGUGGACAUUAUUUUAGACAAUGCUGGUUUUGAGCUCAUUAGCGAUCUAGUCCUUGCUGACUUUCUUGUCUCUGCCGGACUAGCCAAGCAAAUCCGAUUUCAUGGCAAGUCCAACCCGUGGUUCGUCUCAGACGUCACCAAACAAGACUUUGAGUGGACCAUCAUGCAGACCAUUGCAGCCAAUCACAAGUGGAUGUCAGCCAGCGGUGUCCAAUGGAAGCAUUUCAUGAAGGAGGGUACAUGGUCCUACCAUGACCACUUUUUUUGGACCUUGCCCCAUGAGUUCUGUGACAUGGCGGUGGAUGCAGCUGAUCUCUACAGCACUCUUCAGGGCUCUGAGCUGAUUCUCUUCAAAGGAGACCUUAACUACAGGAAGCUUACUGGAGAUAGGAAAUGGGAGCACACGGUUCCAUUUGAUCAAGCACUGAGGGGGUUCCAGCCUGCCCCUCUCUGCAGUCUCAGGACACUGAAGGCUGAUGUUCAGGUGGGCUUACAGCCAGGCCAGGCCGAGAAGCUCAGCUCUCAGGAUCCAGACUGGAUGACUAAUGGCAGUUAUGCAGUGGUACAGUUUUCCAGGCCAUGCAGAGAACCAUAGGGUCAAUUU